Molecule: messenger RNA, 1490 nt
Organism: Toxoplasma gondii ME49
Lineage: Eukaryota; Apicomplexa; Conoidasida; Eucoccidiorida; Sarcocystidae
Exons: 10
Coding region: 20-1285 (421 amino acids)
Source: RefSeq, a predicted model, not a curated record
UCUCUUUUCUCUCGGCUGGAUGCUCGGCACCUCGUCUUCGCUCUGCCGCCUCGCGUGGACGGUGGAAGGGGAAACGCCUGUCUUCUGUCAGGGAGCUGAAAGGUUCCCGAACAGCCAGGACUGUUUGUUGCUCGACUUGGCAGGCUUGAGGCAGGGGCCCCGCGGCACCGCGUCUGCGCGGCAUUCUCGGCCUCACGCGCGCGCUUUUCGAGUGACUGCGCUGUUUCUCUCAGAGACGCUAAUUCGAGCGAAGAUGCCCGAGCUUUCACAGAAGAAGCUGAAGGCGGUUCUCGACAGUCCAGAACGCCUCGCGGCGGUUCUCGCAAAGAUUCUCGAAGCAGACACAGAACUCCAGGCGGCGCCAGGCUGCCUCCUCGUCGGAUACCCAGCCACAGUCGCGCAGGCUUCAGCCUUCCUCAAAGAGGGUGCAAAAUUUGAGAAACUUGUGCAGGUAUCGCUGCCCAUGGAGGCGGUGCUGCAGCGUCUCGAGGAAGACGAAGACCAGCCGGAUGUCGACCGGGAAGAGGUCGAACGCGCGCUCAACGCAUACUACGUUAACGAAGAGGCGCUCCGACGUUUCUUCGAACCGCGCGGCCAGUUGAUGACGCUGGACGGCACCUCCCCGACAGCCGAAGCAGUUUGUCGCUCUGCAUUCGCUCCUCGAGUUCUUCUGUUUCCAAGUGCACACCUGCGUCCAUCUUUCGCGAAAGAAAUCGCCGCGGUGAUUGCACAAAAAAUGCGAGGCCGAGUUGUCGAUGUCGCCGAGUUCCACACCCCAGAUGCAAGAGGUCAGGCACCAGACGAAGACGUCUUCCGCGAUCUAGCGACUGCAGAGCCGCGCGACUUGGCUGCUCGUCAAACUCCAAAUGCAGAAGUGACGGCUCUCCUUCUUGCGGAGCUCAAACGCUCGUCGACCGAGGUGCUCCUCGUCUGUGGCUUCCCCUUCGCACCUCUCGACCACGACGCAGGCCUCUUUGCCCAGAUCCUUCAACUUCGACAGGCAUGCAACAUCGACGGGUUGUUGUUGCUGGACGUCCCCGCUUCCUCUUUUGAGGCUUUCGGGAUUUCCGCAAGUGUCGUUGAGACCCUCGGUCUUUCGAUUCCUCAACUUGUACAACAUUCUCACACGGUCAACGACCUUCUGGUCUCCGUCUUGGGAGAAAGCGUCAAAAGCAAAGUUCGCCUGACCCUUCGUACCGAUCAAACGCUCAAGGAAAUCAAAGCGACUCUGACGGCGGAACUCGGUCUCGCUGCCGAGCCGGUGGAGACGAUGGAUUCGACGUGACGCAGAAACACAAAUUUAGAUCGCUUGGAAAAAAAAGGCCCGCCAACACACAAAUUCGCGACUUGUGCAAAAAGCGCCAAAAUCUACGUCGCCGGUGUUGCAGUCCGACAGCCAGGUGUUCAUCAGAAAAAAAAAUGCAUGACAUUCACAGAGCACUCCAGAGACAUGUCCCUGCGUUCACAUCCACAUACAUAUACCGAUACAU